This is a messenger RNA of Trichoderma asperellum CBS 433.97, 174 nucleotides long. The record is from RefSeq and is a predicted model, not a curated record. Lineage: Eukaryota; Fungi; Ascomycota; Sordariomycetes; Hypocreales; Hypocreaceae.
UUUUUAGGCGGUGUAGUGCAUCUACCGAAUUGCCCCGCUAAGGACGCCAAUGACGCAUACAAGCAUCAAUUCUCCAACCCUGUCACGCUAUCGAGAAUGUCAUCCAUCUUGUCGCAGGUCUCUUUGUUCUUCCUUUCUCCUUACAAAACCAAUCCCAGUAGAAGUUUUGGUUAG